Messenger RNA from Carcharodon carcharias (great white shark), 3234 nucleotides. Its product is annotated as placenta-specific gene 8 protein-like. The coding region runs from base 474 to 797 and encodes 107 amino acids. Gene Ontology annotation, biological process: positive regulation of transcription by RNA polymerase II. Lineage: Eukaryota; Metazoa; Chordata; Chondrichthyes; Lamniformes; Lamnidae. The transcript is spliced from 5 exons. The record is from RefSeq and is a predicted model, not a curated record.
UGCUUUUAUCUACAGGAUAUAACUGUGUAAAUUUCCAUACUGUUGGAUAGAUGCCGGUGUUGUAACAGUACAGGAACAGGUUGGCUAGGGGAGCAGCUAGUUCUGGAGCACAAGUCUUCAGUACUAUUGCUGGAACAUUGUCAAGGUCCAUAGCCUUUGCAGUAUCCAAUGCCUUCAGCCAUUUCUCGAUAUCCCAUAUAUUGAAUCCCUUCAGCUACUUUGUACUGUGCCAUAAGAGGUAACAUUUUUAAAGUGCAUAAUGCAAACAUUGAAAAGCUGGGACACAUGAUUUCUCGUUGACCAAUUGUAUGAAACGUAACUGGCAAGGUGCCAUCUCCUCACCUAUGAAAGCUGCAGGUGGAAAGCGGAAGUGGCUUUUCAAUGUAGUGGAAGAGAAAGGUUCUCCAGGAUCCAUUUCCUUACUAAAGUUGAUUUUCAGUGCAUUGCUGUGAAACAAGAAGAAAAUCCCCAAAAUGGCACAGUUUGCAGGCAACCCCAUGGUUAUAAUAAACCAGCCUAUCUCCAUGGAAAAAAGGGAUUGGAACACCGGACUGUGCAGCUGUUGUGAUGAUGUGGGAAUAUGUUGCUGCGGCUUGUUCUGUACAAUGUGCCUAGGCUGUCAAAUUGCUUCGAACAUGAACGAGUGUUGUCUCUGCGGUAUUUCCAUGGCUAUGAGAACUCUUGUCAGAACAAAGUACCACAUUUCUGGAACCCUUUGCAAUGAUUGGUGUACAACCAUGUUUUGCCUCCCAUGCUCUCUUUGCCAAAUUAAAAGAGAAAUAAAUACUCAACGCUGAUGUGGUUUGAGUUUUUCUGCUUACAUUACAGUCUAUAUGACGUAAUCUUUAAAUGCCAAUUACUCCAAUAACAAAAUGAAGAUUGACGGAAAAAUCAGCAGGAGCAAACAAAUUGAAAAUUGCAUCAACAACAGAUUAAGAUCUGACAACUAAAAAUAUAUGUGUUAUUUGUUUUUCCUUUUAUUAAGUCAUUGCCCUGAAAUCUGAAGUUAUCUGCCAGAGUCGCAUAGCAUGUCAUAGUUUGCAUGGGAAUUCUCAGCUUUUGGCAGUUAUGCUCUGUAAAUGCUCUAGUGCUAUACAGAACAGCACCACAGAUUCUGUCACUGAUUUUAACUUUUGGGAAAGUGAACUCUUCCAUCUGUGUUGCUGAAGAAAACAGACCAACCCGAAACGAGGCUAAUCCAAAUUGGGCAAAAGUCAGAUGUUAGCGAUUGAAUGCAGAAUGGCCCAAUUAGGCUUGCUUCAAAUACAGAAUUCAUUUCCCCAUGUCAGAUUCCAAAUUUGAAAUUUUCUAGAAUUAUUUUCCUACGGGUAAUUUUCCAUGAAACAUCCAAAUCUGAAAUUACUUUCAUAAAAUGAAGAUUUUUAUUGCUUUUUCAUAUUGAACGGCAAGUAUAUCGUGAAGUUUUUAAAAAAAUGCUUUUCAAAGAAGUCACUAGCAGAACAACAAUUUGAAUGACACGAACAAUCACGUUGACAGUAUAAAAAUGAUGACUGCUCCAAAUUGCAAUUCCUCCCUUUCCUGCCCCCACCCCGACCACACUAGAAUUUCAAUCCUUGAAGGCCACUUAGUAGCAUACUGCUUCUCUUAAGUCAUGCAACGCAGAAGGAAAAAAUGCCCAGCUUAUGUCACCUUUAGAAUAUUCUAGAAACCAAGAAAAGAGAAAAAUACGGUUAUUAUUUAUGAAAUUGUUUUCCAAUUAAUUGCAGAUAUCAACAAAUCAAGUAUACUUAUUUUUGCAUUCAAAUAUAAACAAUACAAACUUAACUUUAUGUUUUAUUAUAAGAAUAAUUUAGAACAGUGUUCUAUAAGACCAGGACAUCACAGAAAUGUUGGUACAAAUGGAAGGCAUUCAGCCCAAUGAACUGUGCUGUUGCAAGUUCACAUGAGAACUAUUUACUCUAACUCCCUCCCUGCUCUUUCCAGGUACAGCUCGCACUACUUAUUGUGGAUGCACUGGUGUUCAUCAAGUUGCCAGUAAAAGUUGGACAGUAAAACCAUCACAGGCUGUAGAAACCCUACAUUUCAAAUCCUCCAGAUCCUUAAAAGUUACACAAAGCAGUGUUAAUACUUAAGGUGGUCUUAAUAUAUUUGAAUCACCUCCUUUAUUAAGUGUUAAUAUUUGAAAUACAUUCACAAAUGGCAGUAGUGUAUGCCAUCGAAGGUGCACUGCAGCAACUCAACCAGGCUCCGUCAAUAGCACCUUCCAAACCCAUGGUAUCUACCACCUAGAAGGGCAAGAGCAGCAGAUGCAUGUGAACACCACCAUCUGCAAGUUCCCCUGCAAGCCACACACCCUCCUGACUUGGAAUGAUAUCGCUGUUCCUUCACUGUCGCUGGGUCAAAACCCCGGAACUCCCGAAAGCACGGUGGGUGUAUCUGCACCACAUGGACUGCAGUGGUUCGAGAAGGCAGCUCACCACCCAACUUGUCAAGGGCAAUUAGGGCUGGCAAUAAAUGCUGACCUAGCCAGUGAUCCUCACAUCCCAUGUAAGAAUAAAUUUUAAGAAGGUUCAGAAACUUUGAAAUAACUGGGGUAGCUCAUAGAAAGCAACCAAUGUUGCCCAAUGCCCUUUAACCACUUGUAUUGUGAGAUGAGUGCAUAUAGUUUGUUUUGUUCUGCUUAAUUCAUUUCGCCACUAAAAAAUCAGGGUGUUUUAGAAGAUUCAAAUUCUGUCCAUCAGCAACAAGCUGCAACAUAGUUUAUUGUAUUGCCCAAAAUUGAUGUGUCUCUUGAGACAUUGUAAAUGGUGCCAUCUAAAUUGAUUUCUAUGCUGAUGGCAAAUUAUGAUGAUUGUUAAUUGCCUAGUAUACUUUUUAUAGUGAUUGUGCUCUUUUAUGGUCCAAAAUUUGCUGUCAAAAUAAUGGCAAGGCUAAUUGCACUCACCACUAUUCAUACAGAAAUGCUGCAGCAACUUCAGAGUUGAAUGGCGUGAAGUUGCUGUACUUGCAUGGUAGGUAUAAGCUAAAUUCAGAACAAAUUUACAGUGGGCUGAAAUGACACAAGCAGCCUGUUUUGGAGCCAUUUAAGCUCUGCACAUAUUUGAUUAAGUCUGAUCAGCUAUCAGAUAUUCUUUUUAUAAUGUUCAACAUGUUGUUUACUGCCAAUGAACCUCCCUGGCAAAGAAAAUUAACUAUUGCAACUGUGGAUUGUCAUUCCUUCAAAUUUUAAUUGUAGUUGGACAUUUUAAAAAUGUAAAAUUUAACAUUGCAUUU